AUGUCGGAGGUUUAUCAUAAGAAGUUACAUCGGUAUCCUUCUUCUGGGCGUAAAGCAGACAAAAAAAGUGGUAAAAGUAGAGAUAAGAAGGAACGACAUAAUCCUAAGGUAAGUCUUCAAACUGCCUUUACAUUUUCUGGAGGUAUAAAGAGUGUCCAGAGACGUGUUCAGAGAAGCUUAGAUAUUUCUUCUAAGCGUGAGAAAAUUCCUGGAAUUAAUAAGAAAAAUGUUGAAGGUGACAAUCCUCCUCCCUAUGUUGUCAUUGUGCAAGGACCUCCUGGAGUAGGUAAAUCCACUCUAAUUCGUUCAUUAGUAAAGCACUAUACAAAAUAUAACUUAAAUAUAGUAGAGGGUCCAAUUACACUAGUAUCGUCUAAGAACCGUCGUUUAACAAUCAUUGAAUGCCCUAAUGAUAUGCAUGGAAUGAUAGAUGUAGCUAAAGUGGCUGAUUUAGUACUACUACUAGUUGAUGCAAGCUUUUCUUUUGAGAUGGAGACUUUUGAAUUUUUAAAUAUACUUCAAGUUCAUGGGUUUCCUCGGGUAAUUGGAGUAUUAACACAUUUAGACAAAUUUAAAGAUAACAAGACAUUACGCAAGACGAAGAAAAAGAUGAAGAAUAGAUUUUGGACUGAAAUAUAUCAUGGUGCGAAACUUUUUUAUUUGAGUGGUAUUCAAAAUACACUAUAUAAUAAGACCGAAGUUAGGAAUUUAGCAAGAUUCAUUGCUGUCCAGAAAUUUGAAAAUUUAUCUUGGAGAAGUUCUCACCCCUAUGUCGUUGCUUUAAAAGUUGAACAAGUAUUAGAUAGUGAGAAGUCAGUCAAUGAGGAUAAAGAGGCUAAUAAAAAAAUUUCAAUGUAUUUGUAUGGUCAUAUUAGAGGUGGUUUAAUGCGACGGGGUCAAAAUGUGCACUUACCUGGCUUAGGAGAUUUUAUUAUAAAUAAGAUUGACAAGUACCCAGAUCCUUGUCCACUUCCUGAAACUAGGAUAAAUAAAGAUGGUCCAAAUGCAGGUUUAAGGACUUUGAAGGCUAAAGAAAGAAUUAUAUAUGCACCUUAUUGUGAUGUUGGCAAUAUUCAAGUAGAUUCUAAUAAUCUCUAUAUUCAUAUCCCAAAUACAGCAACUGGAUUUACUAGACGCAAGGUACUUAUUGAGGAUACUAGAAGCUUAGAUAGUGAGAGUGAGGAGUCUACAGAUAAUGAGACAUCAGAACAAGAAUAUGAAGAAGAGUAUCAAGAGGACUAUGAAGAAGAAUAUGAAGGGGAGUAUCAAGAAGACUAUGAAGAAGAAUAUCAAGAUAAAGAUAAAGAAAAGCAAGGUGAAUUUACAGAAAGGAAAACCAGUAAUAAAGGUGAUGAUUCAUUAGAUGAAGAUAAUAUUUUAUUACCAGAAGCUGUAAGAUAUGUACGUGAUUUACAGGAUGCCCAUUCAUUCCUUGAUAAAAAGCUUGAAAAUACUGAACUACGUUUAUUAUCAUCUUCAAAUAAAAAUUUGGAUCGAAAACUGGAUUUGAAGGCUGAGGAUGAAAAAGUUUCAAGUGAAGAAAAUUGUAUUAAUUUUGACUCAAGUAACAGGAAUAUGGACUUAAAUUUUAAGCAAAAGUCUUUAAAAGAACUCAUAUACUCAGAUGUUAAGAUCUAUUUGAAAAAGAAGUUCCCACACCGAAAUAAGAAUUCGAUCAAUAUAAGUGAUAGAAAAGUUAAAAAUCUCUUUGAAGAUGAGGAAAAUGAAGGAGAACCUAGUGACAAUGAGUUCUCUGACUUAGGAAUGAGCUCAUUAAUUGACACUUUUCGUGUAUCGGAUAUUUCUCUAUAUCCAAUUCAAUUAACUAGCUUAAAGAGCUUGUCAAACUACUGGAAAUCAAGCAAUCUCUCAAAAAUUCGAUCAGAAAAAUUCAUCACUGGAGGGAUUGGUGAUAGCGAAUAUAAAAAUGAACAUUUGAAUUUAGAAAAUCAAAGCAUUGAAUAUAAAAAUGGAACUUCAGGUGAAAUUGUAAAUGAAGCCCUUAAAUCUAAGUCAUCGAGUUUAGCUAUUGGUGAAUAUGUUAGAAUAAAGGUUGAUGGAGUUAAUAGAGAAUGGCUUAAUUUGCGUAAAGGUAUUACAGUAAUUGGAACAAUUUUACCAGGUGAAUCUACAUUUGGUUAUAUUAGGAUGCGUGCUAAGAAACAUCGAUGGUACCCAAAAAUUUUAAAAAGUAAUGAUGUGUUGACAUUUAGCAUUGGGUGGAGACGUUUUCAAUCGCUUCCUAUUUAUUCUAUUGAAGAUAGAAAUGAAACUAGACAAAGAAUGCUUAAAUAUACUCCUGAGCAUAUGCACUGUAUUUGCACAACAUGGGGUCCAAUAGUACCACCUAACUUUGGUAUAUUAGCUAUUAGAACUUCUGAAAGAGCACCCAAUUUCAGAAUAUCAAUGACUGCCGUAUCUGUUGAAAUACAAGCAAAAAGUGAUAUAGUAAAGAAGUUAAAAUUAGUUGGUGAACCGAAGAAAAUAUAUAAACAUACUGCGUUUAUUGGAAAUAUGUUCAAUAGUGAUUUAGAGGUUUCAAAGUUUAUUGGAGCUAAAAUACAAACUAUAAGUGGGAUUAGAGGGCAAAUAAAGAAGGCAAUUGACACUAAUGGGCUAUUUAGGGCAACUUUUGAGGAUAAAGUAUUAAUGUCAGAUAUAGUAUUCUGCAAAACAUGGAUAACAGUAAAUCCACGAGAGUUUUACAAUCCAGUUAUAGAUCUUCCCGAAUGGAGGAGAUUGAGAACUCAAGCUGAAUUAAGGAAUGAGUUGGGACUUUCUGUACCAUUUAAGUCAGAUUCAAUAUAUAUUCAAAAGCAAGAUCGCCCUGCUAAGAAGAGAUUUAAUGAAACCCCUGUACCCGUUGAUAUUGAAAAAGACCUACCAUUUACUUCAAGAACGAAAAAUAAUACACCGAAACAAAAGGGAUCUUUAAGUAGAGAAGUUGCAGUUAUAAUGAGCUCAUAUGAAAAACGAGUUGCAAAUUUAUUCCAACGACUAUCUACAAUUCAAAAAGAACGACAAAUACAAAGGAUUGAAAGAAAAAAAGUAGCUAGAGAAAUCAAGAUGAAAAGAAGACAGCCAAUAGAGAAAAUAAGAGAAGCUAAGAAUGAAGAAAGGAUAAAACGAAGAUACGCCUUAAAGGGUAUCAAGUUACAGAAACAGAGAAAAAAAUUAAGGUUAGAAGAAUAA
This is a messenger RNA of Cryptosporidium muris RN66, 3192 nucleotides long. RefSeq lists its product as uncharacterized. Gene Ontology annotation, biological process: endonucleolytic cleavage of tricistronic rRNA transcript (SSU-rRNA, 5.8S rRNA, LSU-rRNA); ribosome biogenesis; maturation of SSU-rRNA from tricistronic rRNA transcript (SSU-rRNA, 5.8S rRNA, LSU-rRNA). Gene Ontology annotation, molecular function: U3 snoRNA binding; GTPase activity; GTP binding. The record is from RefSeq and is a predicted model, not a curated record. The transcript has 2 exons. Gene Ontology annotation, cellular component: 90S preribosome; nucleus. Bases 1 to 3192 code for a protein of 1063 amino acids. Lineage: Eukaryota; Apicomplexa; Conoidasida; Eucoccidiorida; Cryptosporidiidae.